AUGGGAGCGACAAUGAAUUACCGGCGCAUUAUUUGUGAAUUUAUUUUAGUACUGAUCGCUAUUAAGGCCUGCCCGUCUGCGGCGCAAGGUCCACGCAAACGCUACGAACCCAAUUGGGAGAGUCUUGAUCAGCGACCACUUCCGAAGUGGUAUGAUGAAGCGAAAGUUGGAAUUUUUCUGCACUGGGGGGUGUACUCAGUGCCCAGUUUUGGCUCGGAAUGGUUCUGGACGGAUUGGUUAAAUUUGCGGUAUCCCCAGUAUAUAGAUUUUAUGCAACGUAAUUAUAAACCCAAUUUCACUUAUCAGGAAUUUGCAGCUGAAUUCACAGCGGAGCUAUUCAAUGCCACACAAUGGGCGUUGCUUUUCAGAGAUAGCGGUGCAAGAUAUGUGGUAUUGACAAGCAAGCAUCACGACGGCUUCACGCUCUGGCCCUCCAAGUACAGCUUUGGCUGGAAUGCCAUGGAUGUGGGUCCCAAACGGGAUAUAAUAAAGGAACUCGCCAGUGCCAUACGCAGCAAUACGAAUAUUAAGUUUGGCUUAUAUUAUUCACUCUUUGAGUGGUUUAAUCGCAUGUGGACCGAUGAUAAGUUACAUUUGCUGAUGCAGAAACAUUUUGUGGACUAUAAAGUGAGACCAGAACAAAUCGAUCUGGUAGAACAAUAUCUGCCCGAGAUCAUUUGGUCGGAUGGGGAUUGGGAAGCACCGUCCAAGUACUGGAAGUCCGAGGAGUUCAUCGCUUGGCUCUACAACGACAGUCCCGUACGCGAGACUGUCGUUACAAAUGAUCGCUGGGGUUUUGGUACUGCCUGCAUGCAUGGGGAUUUCUAUAACUGCGCAGAUCGUUUUAAUCCGGGCGUACUUCAGGCUCACAAAUGGGAGAAUGCUUUCACCUUGGACCGCAAAAGCUGGGGGCAGCGUUACGACGUAACUCUGGCAGAUUUUAUGAGCUCCAAGGAGGUAAUUAAAGAAAUCGUCACCACUGUCAGCUGUAAUGGUAACGUUUUGAUCAAUGUUGGACCCACUAAAUAUGGCACUAUAUUGCCGAUUUUUGAGGAGCGCUUGCGCGAUAUGGGUCGCUGGCUGAAAACAAACGGCGAGGGUAUUUAUGGCAGCGCACCCUGGAUCUAUCAGAAUGAUACAGUAACUCCGAAUGUCUGGUACACGCGUCAACUGGAAUCUCAAAAUGGCGGCAUUACUAUCUAUGCAUUUAUUUUGGACUAUCCGUAUGACACAAAUGAAAUCGAUCUCUAUCCGCUCGGCAAGGAUAUUCAUUUUUUCAACCAUGUCAUACUAAGCGGCUUGGAUAUAGCAACGUCGACCAAACCGUUAAAUGAACAGACCACUCAGGUGGUUAUGCUAGGCAUGGAGGACACAACAAUCGCGUGGACAUCGAGUGAAAACAAAUUGCACAUUGUUUUUCCUCCGAAGCAUCAUAUAGAUAGGCGCGGAUUGGAAUACGCCUGGGCGUUCAAAAUAAACAUAAGGUGACUUUAUUUAUAAUAUACCAGUAAUUAUCCA
This is a messenger RNA of Scaptodrosophila lebanonensis, 1518 nucleotides long. It is a transcript of the gene Fuca, whose product is annotated as putative alpha-L-fucosidase. The transcript has 6 exons. Gene Ontology annotation, biological process: glycoside catabolic process; fucose metabolic process. Gene Ontology annotation, cellular component: lysosome. Lineage: Eukaryota; Metazoa; Arthropoda; Insecta; Diptera; Drosophilidae. Gene Ontology annotation, molecular function: alpha-L-fucosidase activity. The record is from RefSeq and is a predicted model, not a curated record. Bases 1 to 1488 code for a protein of 495 amino acids.